UUCAGUUUUUAGAGCGGCUCAAUUUGCUUGCAAUUAGUCUUCUAGUAACUAUUUUGAUGCAAAGUUGAUUGUUAUUAAAUUUUAAAAUAUGUGGUCGAUAUUUUCGAGAGAUCCCACUAAAGACUUCGCAUUUGAAGUUGGGGAAAAAAUUUCUGGACUUGAUGAUCAAAGUAUAUGGACAUUGCAUAAGGGAACUCGUAAGGCAAAUGGAGAAUCUGUUUCUAUAUUUGCUUUUGAUGUAGCAGAAAGUAAUGAUGCAGUGAGACAGGUUGCUUCAUCAUCAAUAAAACGAUUGAAGACUCUUCGACAUCCUAAUGUUCUUACAUUUAUCGACAGCCUUGAAGCCCCAAAAUGCAUUUAUAUUGUUACCGAACCUGUGGUACCUUUGUUACAACAUUUGAAGACAAUGGAAACUAAAAAUGCCACUCGUGAUCUUGCAAUAUCUUGGGGUCUUCACCAGAUUUCUAAAGGUCUCAGUUUUCUGGUAAACACUGUAAAUCUUAUACACAACAAUGUCUGCAUGUCUUCCAUAUUUGUAGAUCAAAGUGGAGAGUGGAAGUUAGGUGGAGUAGACUACAUGUAUCCAGCCUCAGGCGAAGGCAGCAAUCUUCCGCCUUUCAAAACCUUACCUAUGCUAGAAAAAUAUGAUCCCCCUGAAAAAUCUGCAAGAAAUCGUAACAAAAAAUCAUCUAAGUGGUCUUCUGACAUGUGGGGUUUAGGCUGUUUAAUAUGGGAAGUUUUUAAUGGACCAUUACCCAGAACUUCUUCACUCAAAGUUGUUGGGAAGAUACCGAAAAGCCUCGUUGCACAUUAUUGUGAACUCGUUGGUGCUAAUCCUGCUUCGCGACCGAGUCCUGAUCGAUUUAUUGAAAAUUGCAGAACUCAGCAAUGUUUCAUGAACAAUUAUUUUGUUGACACAAAUUUAUUCCUUGAAGAAAUCCAGAUAAAGGAUCAGGGUGAAAAAAAUGAAUUUUUCAAUCAACUUCCGGACCAUCUUGAUGAAUUUCCAAUUGAUUACAGCAAACAUAAAAUAUUGCCACAACUUUUAAAUGCUUUUCAAUUUGGUAAUGCAGGACCAGCUGUCUUACCUCCUCUCUUCAAGCUUGGAGCAUUAUUAGAAGCAGACGAAUAUCAACAACGAAUUGUACCAUGUGUUGUUAAAUUAUUUAGUUCAACUGACCGAGCCACAAGAAUUCAUCUUUUACGUCAAUUACCUCUAUUUAUCGAACAUUUAAAACCACAGGUAGUGAACUCGCAAAUAUUUCCAAACAUAAUAACUGGUUUCAUGGAUACAAAUCCAGCAAUACGUGAGCAGUCAAUUAAGGCAAUGUUGCUUCUUGCUCCGAAACUCAAUGACAACAAUUUAAAUAAUGAAUUAAUGAAGCAUUUUGCAAGACUACAAUCAAGAGAUGAUCAAGGACCAAUAAGAACAAAUACAACUGUUUGUCUUGGAAAGAUCGCUUGCCAUCUUAAUGCAUCAACAAGACAAAAAGUUGUGUCAUCUGCGUUUGGAAGAGCAAUGAGAGAUCCAUUCCCUGCAGCAAGAAUUGCAGGUGUUUUAGCAAUGGCGGGAAAUGUUGAAUAUUUUAAUACAAAGGAUUGUGCUUACAAGGCACUUCCAGCGCUAUGUUCUCUAACAGUUGAUCCAGACAAAAAUGUACGCGUCAAUUCAUUCAAAACAAUUUCUGUAUUUCUUCAACGAUUAGAAAAAGCAUCAGAAGAUCCAGAAUUUGCUGCAAAAAUAGAUGCUGAUGCCAGUGCUGCCUCAACCGGCACAGCUGCAAGUGUUGUGGCAGGAGUAUCUGGUUGGACAGGAUGGAUGAGUACAGGUGUUACGUCACUAACAUCUAGGUUGUACAAGAAAGGAGGUGAACCACAGGAUGCUGCACCAGAAACUGACCAGUCCGCUGAAAAUACGAGUAGUCAACAGAAGCCACCAGGUAGAGAAGAAAUUGUAAACAACAAAAAUGAAAGCAAACAAGAAGAUGAUGAUGCAUCGGAUUAUGGGGAGGAGGAUAAUAAUGAUGAAGACAAUGGAUGGAAAGAUGAUAAUGAUGGAUGGGAUGACUUGGAGGUGAAAGUUGAUGAAGAAAAAUCUGAUGGUGAACAACAAAUAGCUGCUGAUGAUGAUGCAGAUUGGAAUGACUCGGGAUGGGAUGUCGAUGAUUUUGAUGAUAAACCAGCAAAAAAGAUAACUUCAGUGUCAAAAAGCUCAUCCAAAACUUCAAACAAAUCAAAAUCGUCAAUGGUGACGGGUAAGAAAUCAAUUUCAUCAUCAUCUGGGUGGGAUGAUUGGGGCAGUAAUGAUGACAAUAUGGAUUCUCCAGAAUGGAAUGACGAUUCUACAUCAACACAAGAAAAGACAGAUAUUAAACCAGCAAGUUUAUAUAACUGGUCUAAUGAUCAAAAUGUUGACCCUAAUUCUGAUGACUUUUUCUCAGAUAUUGUUGCCAAACCCGCCAAGGCAUCCAGUAGACUUGGUCAGCAAGCAAAACAAACCAUACAAUCUUCUUCUUCAUCCACUAAAGUUCAAAAGAAACAAGAAAAGAGGAAAGAAGAAAAUUCGAUUCCAUCAGUUGAUAAUAGUAGUAAUGAUUGGGGAUGGGGAAAUGAGUGGAAUAAUGAAAAUCAAGGGUUGUCGAAAGCUGAGCUAAUGAAGAAGCAAAGGGAAGAAAAAAGAAGACAAAGACAGGAAGAAAUGGAAAAGAAACGAGCUGCGAGGGCUACUGGCGGAAAACUUGGUGCAAGAAAGAUGGAUUAGGGGUGAAUUCUGUGAACUGACUGUGUGCGCGCUCCACUGGUACCUGCCAUAACCAUGUUUUAUCUUAUGCGGACAAAUGUUGCUGCAGAAAUACACUACUGCCAGACAACGUGAUUCCUAAAGCUGAAUAUUAUGUCACAUACUUGUUGUUUUCACAAUACACCACGCAUAUGUUUUUCUCAAAUGGGUUUCUUGGACUUCCCUGUUUAUUCUUAAAAAUUUUAGAAUAUAGAUAGAUCACCAAGUUGUUCUCUCAGAAAAAAAAAACUAUUAUCAAAAUAAUCUUAUAAUGGUGGGAUGCAGUAAGAACCUUUAUUGGGACAAAAACUUAUACCUCUUACUUGCCUUAGUCAGGACCACAUGGAGCUAUGAUUUCAAAACAGCAAUUUUGUAUUAUUUGGUUUUUCUUGAAUGUACAUCGUCUUGUGGACCUGAAAUUAACAGUCAGCAGCAGCGCACAGUGAACAUGCGACCAUUGCUGGAAGUAAUAUGGCAUAAUCUAGGCAAGACAGCAAAACAUUAGUUUUGAAUGCUCGUACUUACAGAAAUGCCAAAAAAUUUAUUCCAUCAUAUAAAGCACUUGGUACACAAACCAUGUACAGUUUUCUUUAUUAAAAUCCUAUAUUAAUAUUUAUUAUUAUAGCCAUGAUUUAUCUUGUAUAAUAUUUUCUUGUAUGUUUGCAUAUGUGCUUAUGCCUUCUAACUGAAUAGUUAUUGAACUUUAAGUGAAAGGACUUCUUUAUUACUAUCACUUCUGGAAGAUUCUAAUACUGUAAUGGACUUUUUGGAGCUAUUUUUCAUGUACAACAUGCUUUGGGUAUAUGUUGUAAAAGUAGAAAUGCAUUCUGCAUUUAUAAUUGCACUAAACUUUUGAAAUGUCCAUAAACUGCCAUGUCACAUCAUUUUGAUCUGGUUGUUCUUUUAGUGUGACAGAAUGCUUGUAUUGGUUGGCUGUCUUCGUUCAUUUGGUUUAAAUUGUCAUCGGUUGCUUCUAGAGUCAUUUUGUGCAAUAAUAAAUGAGAGCCUUGUAUGCCUUCUAUGUU
Styela clava is the source of this 3804-nucleotide messenger RNA. Its product is annotated as N-terminal kinase-like protein. The record is from RefSeq and is a predicted model, not a curated record. NCBI's taxonomy places the organism in Eukaryota, Metazoa, Chordata, Ascidiacea, Stolidobranchia, Styelidae. Gene Ontology annotation, biological process: protein phosphorylation. Gene Ontology annotation, molecular function: protein kinase activity; ATP binding.